UUUUUUAUUAUGGUUUAUCAGUGUAGUGUAGUUGGAUGGAACCACCGGAGACAGACACCGGAAAAAGGAGCACUGUGGCUGGAUGGAACCACCGGGAAAAUUAGCGCUGUGUCCGGAUGGAACCACCGGAGACAGUCGCCGGAGAGAGGUAGGAACGAACGUAGUGAAAGCUCCAUUGGUGAAGAAUAAACAAAUAAAGGGAAAAAAAGGGUAAAUAAUAUAGCGAGCGGUGGAGAGUAAAUUCAGAAAAUUGAGUCUUCUUCUUUCUUCCACAGGUGAACGGUAUUGCUUUAUUCUCAUAAUUUUAAAAUUAGCUUCUAGUGGAUUUUGCUUUUCUUCCUUUCUCUCACCUCUCUCUCCUUCAGCUCCACACUUUCAUUUCUUACAUCAAAUAAUCGUAAAAAAAUUCCCCAGUUAUAGAAGGAGAAGGGAGUCCUAAGUUAUAUUUUCAUUCAACAAAACCCCAUUUACAUAUCUAUUAGUAGUAGUUUAUUUCACAUAAAAAGAAAAAAAGAAGUUAUUGUCUGUGUUCUAAGUUUGAGCCAAAUUGGGGCAUCUUUAGUUUGUUCAUUGUAAAAUUGUUGGAAUUUGUGUUUCAUUUCCCAAAAUUCUCGAUUUAGGUAUUUGGUUUGGGUGAAUUUUUGUGCUAUUAAUCUCAAAAAAGAGCAUUUUACAAGAGGAUUUUUUUUUUCUAAAUUCCCAAAUUGGUCAUCUUUGGUUCUGUGCAUUGUAAAAUUGUUGGAAAUUGUGUUUAUUUCCCAAAAUUAUCGAUUUGGGUGGUCGGUUUGGGUAAAGAUUUGUUCUAUUAAUCACAAGAAAAAGGAUUUGGUGUGUGUAUAUUUCCAAAUUGGGCAUAUUUUGGGUUUGUUUUGUUUCAUACUUACAUUUCUGUGCAUUGUAUGAUUGUUGGGGAUUGUGUUUAUUUCCCAGAAUUCUCGUUUUGGGUGUUCGAAAGAUUUGUUCUAUCAAUCACGGAAAGGCGUUUUUGUCAUAUUUUUUGAUUUAUGUGUUCCAUGGCAAGAUUGUUGAUUGAGGUUCAAGCUUUAAUCAUGCAGCUAUAAAGAUUGGAUAAAGACACAGAUGCUUUAUUUUGUAAGUGAUUGGGGAUCCGUGAGAUCUCCUUCAGCUUGCCAAGAAAAAUGUAUUCGCCUCCUCUGUCUUCCUCUAGCAACCUAUGUGAUUCCAAAGAUAGAAUGAACAACACUAAUGGCUCACAAUUGCGACUUUAUCAAAUCUGGCAAGGAAGAAAUAGAUUCUACCUUGGAGGCAGACUUGUAUUUGGUCCAGAUAUUAGAGCACUGUUUCUUACGUUGUUCUUAAUCCUAGUUCCAGUAGCAUUGUUUUGUGCUUUUGUUUCGAGAGAACUCAUCAAUGCAUUUCCCCACAGAGUAGGCUAUCUUAUUGUGGCCAUAUCCCUUCUCUUCUCAGUCUUUAUAGUAAUACUUCUCUUGCUAACUUCUGGAACAAAUCCUGGAAUUGUUCCACGAAAUGCCCAUCCUCCAGAUUCCGACGAUGAAUGUGAUACCUCUAGCAUCUCGACGAGCUGUUUAGGAAGUCAGACUGGUCCUAUCCGUUUACCACCUAUGAAAAAUGUUACAGUCAAUGGAAUAGUUGUCAAAGUAAAAUACUGCAAAACAUGUAUGCUAUAUCGGCCACCACGCUGCUCUCAUUGCUCCAUAUGCGACAAUUGCAUUGAGCGCUUCGACCACCAUUGUCCAUGGGUGGGACAGUGCAUUGGGAAGAGGAACUAUCGUUACUUUUUCAUGUUUGUUUCCUCUACAAACCUCCUGAGCCUCUAUGUCUUUGCGUUCUGCUGGGUAAAUAUAAAGAAGAUUAUGGAAGCACACAAUUGUAACAUUUGGAGCGCAUUUUUCAAGUCACCUGCUUCAGGCAUCCUUAUAAUGUAUACAUUUGUAGUAUCUUGGUUUCUCGGAGGUCUCACGGCAUUUCACUUGUACUUGAUAAUUACAAACCAGACCACAUAUGAAAAUUACCGGUAUCGUUAUGAGAGGAAGAUGAAUCCUUUUAAUCUUGGAUGUGCUCGAAAUGUUAAGGAGAUCUUUUGCUCUGGAGUGCCAAGUUCCAGGAUCGAUUUCCGUGCACACGUGAAGGUUGAUCGCUCUUCAAGCUUCAACACCUCAUCUUUCUUGGGUGGAAUUGCUACGAAUUCAGAUAUGCACAAAAUGAAGAACUUUGACGUGGAAGUUGGCAGAAGACAGGAUGUCGAUGUUGAUGAGUGUAAAGAAACAGACAGCCGGAUAAAAGCCGAGACCAUAAAAGCCAGUAGGCAAUAACAUCAAUAGGAUUGUACAGAUUGGGUGAAGAGUUUAGAGCAGAACACGAUAUGGAAGACAGGGAGAAAGAAGUGGUCUAAUUCAUUGAAAUUGAUCGUUGAAGUUUUCGUUCUUCCUGCAUUGAUGACAUGGCUAUUGCCACAGCAUUUGAAGUCGUAGGAUCGUCGUGGCCAGAGGGGUGGUUGCUCAUACUUUCUUUUCUUGUGACUGAUUAGUAGCACAUAAGGGAUAGAAAUUGCAUUCUAUUAUUCUUUGAUGACAUUACCAUUCAAUGAAUGUUUUUCUGGUGAAAUUGUAAGAUACUGCUGCUUGUUUGUAUUUCUAAAAACUGGAGUUUAUGGCUAAGAGAUUGAGAAAAUGACUUGCAUA
Messenger RNA from Solanum dulcamara, 2663 nucleotides. RefSeq names its product probable protein S-acyltransferase 7. Gene Ontology annotation, biological process: protein targeting to membrane; peptidyl-L-cysteine S-palmitoylation. The record is from RefSeq and is a predicted model, not a curated record. Gene Ontology annotation, molecular function: protein-cysteine S-palmitoyltransferase activity. Lineage: Eukaryota; Viridiplantae; Streptophyta; Magnoliopsida; Solanales; Solanaceae. The transcript has 5 exons. Gene Ontology annotation, cellular component: endoplasmic reticulum; Golgi apparatus. Bases 1140 to 2294 code for a protein of 384 amino acids.